GACAUAUAUAAGAAAGUGUCUAUGCCCAAAGCUCGAGUAAAUGAGCUGGGAGUGAAACAAAUACCAGCCACAAAGUUGUUUUGUCAGCAUCAUGGCCAUGAAUUCGUUAUGUUUGGUGGUGCUCAUGAUGAUCUCCACGGGAUUGGCCCUGAGUGUGCCCGACCUCGAGGCGGUUAGCAAUGAAGUUCCCGAUGGGGGCAAGCUGUGGGCCGUUUUGGUGGCUGGAUCCAUGGGCUACUUCAACUACAGACAUCAAGCAGAUGUUUGCCACGCUUACCAGAUUCUGUCGCGUCAUGGCAUUCCAGAUGAGAAUAUUGUGGUGAUGAUGUUUGAUGAUAUUGCUUAUAACACCAUGAAUCCAACUCCGGGCAAGAUCAUCAAUCGUCCAAACGGAACCAACGUGUACACCGGAGUUCCCCGAGACUAUACCGAAGACGAUAACACACCCGAAAAUUUCUUGAGCGUUCUCAAGGGUGAAAAGCCCACUUCUGGCUCAGGGAAAGUGCUGGGUAGUAAUGAGAAUGACCACGUUUUUGUAUAUUUUGCCGACCACGGUGCUCCUGGUCUCUUGGGCUUCGGAAAUAGCAUUCUCAAAGCCGAUGCUCUCAUUGAUACCCUCCAAGAAAUGAGUGAAAAGAAGCGAUAUAAGAAGCUGGUGUUUUACGUCGAAGCUUGCGAGUCUGGCUCCAUGUUCCAAAAUCUGCUCCCAGAUUCGUGGAACAUAUACGCUACCACAGCAUCCAACGCAACAACGUCGUCGUAUGCCUGCUACUACGAUACAGACUAUCAAACUUUCUUGGGAGAUGUCUACAGUGUCAAGUGGUUAGAAGACACGGACCGGGAAAAUGUCGCCAAGGAGACAUUCGAGAAGCAAUUUAAGAUUGUUAAAAACCAGACAACAACGUCGGAAGUCUGCCAAUUUGGCACAUUGGACUUCGUCAACGAUCAUUUGGCGGAUUUCUUUGGAAACAAGAACACGGCCCCCGAUGAGGAUGCCUGGGAUGGAUUUCCAGACACUUGUGGCGCUGACGCAGUGGAAAGCCAUAUGGUUCCCAUGGUCUCACUUCAGAAUCGGCUUGUCGAGGCUCAAGGUCAAGAAGAGGCAGAUGAGAUUCAGAAGGAAAUGAAUGAGUUGAGUGCUCGUUGGGACACGAUUCGAUCCACCGUUCAGACCAUUGUGAAUUCGUUGGUGGAGAACGACGACGAUUUCCACCAUGUUUGGAGUGGAACUCCCGAGAUUAGCGAGAGAGAGUGCUAUUACGCCGCGAUUGAUACCUUCCAUGAGCAAUGCUACAACUUGGGGCAAGAAUCUUUUGCCAUGCGUCUGGUAUUUACGUUCGCCAACUUUUGCGAAAUGGGCUACAAGACCCAGGACAUUGUGGCUGCCAUUGAGGCCGAGUGCGCCGCUCCUCCGCAGCCUAAAAUUACUCUUGUUUAGAUAGAGCACCGAAACUGAUUGAAGUAGCUAAGCGUCCAACAAUUAAGCGUACAUCAAUAUUGAAGUACUUGCGGCCGCAAAGGCGAUAUCUUUGCAUCCGCCCUUCUGAUUCGCUCGAUAAAUUAUUACAAAUAUAAUCCUUGAGUUUCCAUA
Messenger RNA from Tigriopus californicus, 1591 nucleotides. RefSeq names its product legumain-like. Gene Ontology annotation, biological process: vacuolar protein processing. Gene Ontology annotation, molecular function: cysteine-type endopeptidase activity. NCBI's taxonomy places the organism in Eukaryota, Metazoa, Arthropoda, Copepoda, Harpacticoida, Harpacticidae. The transcript is spliced from 5 exons. Bases 92 to 1438 code for a protein of 448 amino acids. The record is from RefSeq and is a predicted model, not a curated record.